UUUUUUCUUUUUUUAAGUUAGAAGAUCAAUUCAAGAACAAUAAACAAAGGCUAUAAAUACUGGGAAAUUUUUAGAAUAAGAUCAAAUUAAAAUUCUUUUCAUGGGAGUUCUUGAAUUUAUUCAACAAAAAUGGGAACCAAGAAAAUAAUACUACUAUUAUUUUUGGCCUUCUACUUUUCAUGUGGAUUUUAUCAAGCCAAUGUAUCUGAACAACUUAACAACAAACAUAAUGUUGAUGGAGAUACAAUUAUAACAAGUAACAACAACAAAUAUGGCCAUGCUGCAGAGUCUCAUGUUGUUGGUGGCAGAGGAAGUGGAGGGGAAGCAAAUGGCGAUGGCUCUCGAUCUCCAGGAUCGUCGAAUUUCAUACCAAUUUACGCUGCAAAUGCUCAUCACAAUCGCCAUCGUGGUGCUGCAAACAGCCACAAGAGUCACAAUGUAUAUCUAGCCUUAUUCGCUACAAUGUUCUUCGCGUAUCUUUGUACUUAAACAGUAGUGUUUUAAAAGACGGGGGCGUGAGGCGCUACAAUGCCCAUAUUGUGCCUAUGUCUUGAUCUACUUAGGUUACAAUUGUGUUUUUGUUGUUGUACAUGAAAAAAAAGUUGAAAAACAUUUUGAUAUGUGUAGUGUUUGGUGUUGUUUUUGGUUAGAUUUUGAUUAGGGUGGAGAUGCAUUAUUAGGAUGUGUAUUAUGUCUUUUUUAUUUUCCUCUUUUUUCUACUAAACUUUCCUUUGUAUAAGAUGUUGAAUUGAUAUACAUAAGUUUAUCAUCUUGUCUUUUAUCUA
Messenger RNA from Solanum tuberosum (potato), 785 nucleotides. RefSeq lists its product as uncharacterized. The transcript has 2 exons. NCBI's taxonomy places the organism in Eukaryota, Viridiplantae, Streptophyta, Magnoliopsida, Solanales, Solanaceae. The record is from RefSeq and is a predicted model, not a curated record. The coding region runs from base 130 to 489 and encodes 119 amino acids.